Trichechus manatus latirostris (Florida manatee) is the source of this 288-nucleotide messenger RNA. RefSeq names its product secretoglobin family 1C member 1 (gene SCGB1C1). The coding region runs from base 1 to 288 and encodes 95 amino acids. Lineage: Eukaryota; Metazoa; Chordata; Mammalia; Sirenia; Trichechidae. The transcript has 3 exons. The record is from RefSeq and is a predicted model, not a curated record.
AUGAAGGGCAGCUACACCUUCCUGUUGGCGACCCUUGCCUUGCUCUGCGUCUGUGAACUGGCCAAAGGGGAAGACAGCAGCGAGCUUUUCAUGGACUUCCUGCAAACACUGCUGGUGGGGUCUCUGGAGGAUCUCUACGAGGGGCCCCUGGGCAAGUACAAGGUUAAUGCAGAUGCCAAGUGGGCGCUGGCGGAGCUCAAGUCCUGUAUCGACGGCCUGCAGCCCAUGCACAAGGCAGAGCUGGUCAAACUGCUGGUACGAGUGCUGGGCAGUGAAGAUGGCCCCUGA